CAAACUCCUCCUCUUCUCUUCCCCUGUGUUUAUGUGAUUAGAAAAGGAGAAGGAUUCUUCUGCCAGAGAGAUUGGGCGAAAAGCCAUCUGUAGUUGUUGCUUGCGGUAGAAGCUUCUUCUUCUUAUCUCUCUGUUUUUAUUGAAGAAAAAAAAAUAAAAAUACAAUCCCAAUCUGAUUAGGAAUCUCUAAAAUCACGAUUUCAUAACGCUUUCUUGCAAGGAAUUCUCCUCCAUCUCUAAGCAAUCUCUGUUCUCUGUUCCUCACAUUUGCUGUUUUAUCCAUCAACGACACCGUCCGUUGAAGAUAAAAUACACAUGCUUUCUUUUCUACCGUUGGAUUGAGGUUGUCAUCUUUUAGAAAUCAGUUUUCCUUCCUUCCUUUUCAUGAUUUUGGUUUCUGGGUUUUUUUGAUUUUUUAUUUUCGAUUACAAAAAUUCCUGUUUGGGUUUUGGAGAAAAGGCGGUUUUUUCCCCCCUUUGUUGGGUUUGGGAGAUUUGAAGAGUUUGGGGUUUCGUUGCUGGUAUCUUUGACGGGUUUGUGAGAAUUUGGGGUUUUGUCGAGGGAAUCGUUGUUGGGUGCGAUAGAUUUUGAUGGGUUUGUGUUUUUUUCGCUGAUAUCCUUGUUGGGUGUGAUAGAUUUUGAUGGAUUUGUGGGUUUUUCAUUGAUACCCUCGCUGGGUUUGGGAGGAUUGGGUUUUUGUUGGGUUUGAGGGUUUUUUUCUUUUUUGGGAAAUUGGAGGUUGUAUUGCUGAUAUCAAUUUUGGGUUUUAGAAAAUUUGAAGAAUUUCUGGUUUCAUCGCUGAUUUUUGUGGCCGUGAGAGAUUUUUGUUUUUCCUUUAAAGGUUGUCGUGAUUGUCUGAGGAGAUUAUGAAUGGAGUUUUCUAUAUUUCAUUUUGCUUGAAUUCAGGCAAAUCAGGAUUCCUUCUGUGAGGAUUUAGUUGCAAAAUUCAGUCGGGUUUUGGUGGGAAUUGAUGCUAACGGAUUUGUAGCACUGGGUUUUGUUGAUUGGGUUUUCAGUGAGAAGAUUUCGAUAUUUGGGAUAAGAUGAGUUCGAUCGUUACUGAGGAUUUUGUUCCUGGAAGGAAGCUUGUGGUCCACGUUGCGGAGAAUGGGCGGACGUUCGAGCUGGACUGUGAUGAAUCGGCGCCUGUUGAGGCGGUCCAACGAUUCAUUGAGUCAGUGUCUGGAAUCCGUUUCUGCGACCAGCUUCUUCUCUGCUUGGACAUGAAGCUAGAACCCCAACAGCCUCUUUCAGCCUAUAAGCUUCCUCGUGAUGACCGAGAGGUCUUCCUUUACAAUCGAGCCAGAUUGCACCAGGAUUCCCCGCCCCCUCCACGGGAGCAAUUUGACAUUCCUGAGAUCCCUGACCCCCCAUCCCCGUCCUCUUCCCAGAAUCCACACGCCUUGGACGAUGCAUCGGAUCCGGCUCUUAAGGCCCUGCCUUCCUAUGAGCGGCAAUUCCGCUACCACUUCCAACGCGGGCAUGUAAUUUAUGUCCGCACCCAAAGGAAAUUUGAGGCUUGUGAGCAGCUCUUGAAGGAGCAAAGGGUACAAGAGAGGGCCUUGGACACUGCAAGGGGUAGCAUGGACCAUUACUAUCAGAUAGUGCAUCAGAUGUAUUCAGAUUUUAUGAAGUGUUACUCACAGCAGCACCGGUACCAUUCAGACCUUUUGGUCAAUCUCGGGAGGGAUAUUGAGAGACUGCGGUCGUGCAAGCUCCAUCCAACUCUACAAACAGAAACCCGAAGGUGCUUGUUGGAUCUCUUGAAGGAAGAGAAUCUGCCAAAGUGGGCAGAGGUCUGCGCCGGCUCACACCGGCAGUUUGAGACGAAGAUCACAACACAACUCAAGCCGGCUUUUACUGAGUUGAAGCGCAGGGUUGAAGAUCUCUUUUCAUGCACGGCUUCUACCAGUAUUAGGGAUGUGGAGACUAUGAUUAAAGAUCAUCACCGCUAUCUCAAUGAGCAAAAGAGCAUAAUGCAAUCUUUGAGCAAAGAUGUCAACACCGUGAAGAAACUUGUGGAUGACUGCGUGAACUGCCAGCUAACAGCGUCGCUUCGUCCUCAUGAUGCAGUUUCUGCCCUUGGUCCCAUGUAUGAUGUACAUGACAAGAACCACAUACCCAAGAUGCAGGUCUGCGAUCGGGCAAUCACCAAGCUUCUAGAGAUGUCCAAGAUUAAAAAGAAUGAAAUGAACCUGUUUGUGCAUAACUGUAUGCAAAAAGUAGCAUAUAUUCAGUAUAUUAUCAAAGACAUCCGUUCACAGUUUCCAGUUUACAAGUUGGCAAUGGAACGUCAGGAUGGUCAGUUCCAACAUCUACAAGUGGUCCGUGGGAUCGGGCCUGCAUAUAGGGCUUGCCUUGCAGAAGUCGUAAGAAGGAAGGCUUCGAUGAAGCUCUAUAUGGGCCUGGCUGGACAGCUUGCUGAUAGGCUCGCAGCAAAGAGGGAAGUCGAGGUUAGAAGGCGAGAGGACUUCUUAAAAGCACAGGGCAUUUAUAUACCUCGUGAUAUACUAGCAUCAAUGGGAUUGUUUGAUUCUCCCAGUCACUGCGAUGUUAAGGUGGAUCCUUUUGACACCGAACUGCUGGAAGUUGAUAUUGUCGACUUGGAUCGUUAUGCACCUGAGUAUUUGUUGGGUAUGGCUUCUAAGGCCGAGAGACAUGCGAUGUCAAAGGGUUCUAUUUCUGGUGAUAGUUGUCAUUUGGCUGAAUCAGGAGAAAAGUCACUCGAGAAAUCUGAAUCCGAAGAGCUUCUUGACUGUUGUGAGUCAGUGGAGAUUGCCGGAACAAGCAAGCUGGAGGUUGAGAAUGCACGGCUAAAAGCUGAACUUGCCUCAGCACUAGCGCAGAUCUGUUCGUUUGGCCUUGAGUUCGAAUAUAUGUCGUUGGAUGACAGUAAGCUGGAUACUCUACUGAAGAACAAUGCAGAAAAGACAGCUGAAGCUUUGCAUUUGAAGGAUGAGUAUGGCAAGCAUCUGCAGUCCAUGCUAAAGAUGAAGAACAUGCAGUGCUUGUCAUAUGAAAAGCGCAUUCAAGAGCUUGAGCAGAGAUUGUCCGAUCAGUAUCAAAAGUUUUUGGGCGGUAAGGAUGCCUCUGAGUCCUGCAAGUCGGAAGUAUCCGGUAAUGAAGAAGUCAACAUGCCCUAUGUUUCGACCGAGCCCAUGGAAGAGGUCUCUUGUACAUCGGCAUCCUUAGAUGCAAAACUGGCCCAGUUCUCUGGACAGCCUGGUAAAGCCCGAGAAGGCGUAGAUGAAAAUAUGGCUGAUUUUUUGGGCAUGUCGAAUCAGCAAGCAGUCAGUUCUGCACGCAACUCAAUGGAUUCGUCAAUGCGUGAGCAGCAUCAGGAUGAGCUGCAAGUGGGUGAGAAAUGUGGGAAAGAGACUGCCGAGAGCAUGGUGGAGCCUCCGAACAUCACAUUGCCAUGUGGAACUGCCGAGGAACUGGAUUCAGCCUCUAAACCUCAGGAUGAUCUUUUGUUGGAACUGCAAAAUGCACUUGACGAGAAAUCCAACCAGUGUAGUGAGACUGAAAGCAAGCUCAAAGCCACUCUGGAGGAGGUUGCUGUCCUUAGGAGAGAUCUCGAGGUCAGCCGGAAGCUUCUGGAUGAAUCUCAGAUGAAUUGCGCACACCUAGAGAAUUGUCUGCAUGAAGCAAGAGAAGAAGCUCAUACCAAUCUCUGCGCUGCUGAUCGGAGGGCCUCUGAAUAUAGUGCACUGCGUGCUUCUGCUGUGAAGAUGCGUGGGCUGUUUGAAAGGCUUCGCAGCUGCAUUAAUGCUUCGCCCGGACCAGCUGGUUUUGCUGACUCAUUGCACUCUUUAGCUCUUUCUUUGGCCAGCCCCCUUAAUGACAAUGAAGACGAUGGUACUGUGGAGUUCCGGGCAUGUGUCAAGGUCCUUGCAGAAAGAGUUGGUUUGCUGUCGCAGCAGCGUGCUCGUCUCAUUAAGGAACUUGAGGAGAAGAAGGAGCUGGUUCAAAGCUUAUACACGAAGCAUCAACUCGAGAAACAGGCGAACAAGGAGAAGAUUUCAUUUGGACAUCUCGAGGUCCAUGAGCUCGCGGCCUUCAUCCUCAACUCUGCUGGCCACUAUGAAGCAAUCAACCGGAACUGUUCAAACUACUACCUAUCUGCAGAAUCAGUUGCCCUUUUCACAGAACACAGUCCCAGUAGACCCAGUUACAUAAUCGGGCAGAUUGUGCACAUAGAACGGAGGACCGUCAGGGCUCCAGCACCCAUCCGGUCCAAUCAAGGUGAUCAAGUGAAUCUGCUGAGUGCCUCCAAUGUGGGUGGCAGCCGCUUGGGUCCUGUGCCAGGCCCCACGUCGAACCCGUACGAUCUGCCCAUCGGAUGUGAAUAUUUCGUCGUAACAGUAGCAAUGCUACCUGACACCAUUCAUUCCCCAGCUUCCUGAUCCUGCUGUGGGCAGACAUGAUGGAAGAAUCUCAACUGUACAUAUAUAAAUAGACUUUGGUGGAGUUAACUUUCUUUGUACAGCUAAUCUUAACUCUUCAGUUUCUUUUGUAUAUGAACCCAUCCUUAUGUAAUUAGAUGUGAAUAUCAUCCAUCAGCUCUGUAGAUGGUUUGUGGGGCCCACCACCACUCAUCAAUGGUUCAAAGGAGAGAUUCUCCCAAGUCACUUGAUAUCUAUACAGACUGCUGUUUUUUGGUUA
This is a messenger RNA of Magnolia sinica, 4665 nucleotides long. RefSeq names its product autophagy-related protein 11. NCBI's taxonomy places the organism in Eukaryota, Viridiplantae, Streptophyta, Magnoliopsida, Magnoliales, Magnoliaceae. The transcript has 5 exons. Gene Ontology annotation, cellular component: Atg1/ULK1 kinase complex; phagophore assembly site membrane; extrinsic component of membrane. The record is from RefSeq and is a predicted model, not a curated record. Gene Ontology annotation, molecular function: protein kinase binding; molecular adaptor activity. The coding region runs from base 1044 to 4406 and encodes 1120 amino acids. Gene Ontology annotation, biological process: autophagy of peroxisome; autophagosome assembly; positive regulation of protein phosphorylation.